UGUAUCCGAAGUUCAAAGUCCCGUUAUUUCACGCAGGGAACAUGGGUGACAAAAAGAUACUGUGCAUCGGGCUGGUAUGUCUGGAUAUUAUCAAUGUGGUGGACAAAUACCCGGAAGAGGACACUGACACCAGGUGUUUGUCUCAACGAUGGCAGCGUGGUGGGAACGCGUCCAACUCGUGCACUGUGCUGUCACUCCUUGGCGCUCCCUGUGCGUUCAUGGGGUCCCUAGCUCCUGGGCAUGUUGCAGACUUCGUACUAGAUGACUUUCAGAAGUACCAGAUUGACAUCUCUCUCCUAUCAGAACACCCUCACAGCUCCUUCCCUACCUCUAUGAUCAUAAGCAAUGUGACCACGGGCACUCGCACCAUCCUACACAUGAACAGCUUCAUCGUGGGCGAUUUCUCUCGCCGCGGGGUGGACAUUUCGUCCGUUGCCUGGCAGCAGGAGGGGGAGACCCCAUGUGCGUGUUGCGUGGUGUGUCCCCCCAGCGGCUCACGCACGGUCGUGCUCUCCGACACAAACCUGCCUGAUGUGUCAGCAGCAGACUUCUCUGAGGUAGAUCUCAGUCAGUACAAAUGGAUCCACUGGGAGGGCCGUAAUGCUGAGGAGCAGGUGAAGAUGAUCCAGCAGGUGGAGCUGUCUAACAGCACGUUGCCACAGCAACACAGGAUCACCGUAUCCGUGGAGAUAGAGAAGACCAGGGAGCCUCUGUACCAGCUCUUCCACUAUGGUGAUGUGGUGUUUGUCAGUAAGGAUGUGGCCAUGCACUUUGGCUUCCACUCUGCUGCCAGUGCUCUGAAGGGCCUCUACCACAGAGUGAAGAAAGGGGCUGUCCUCAUAUGUGCCUGGGCAGAGAAAGGGGCCGAUGCGAUGGGUCCUGAUGGCAUAGUGGUCCACUCAGAUGCCUUUCCACCGGAGGCCGUUGUGGACACGCUCGGAGCAGGCGAUACUUUCAAUGCUUCAGUGAUCUACACCCUGUCAAAUGGAGGAGGAGUACAGGAAGCUCUCACGUUCGGUUGCCAGGUGGCAGGCAGGAAGUGUGGUGUCCACGGAUAUGACGAAAUAGUGACAAAGAAAGAGUGAAGAAUAACGUGCACUGUAGAUGGAGGGUUUUUGACAUAACAGUAUACUUUAUUUAAAAUUCUACAAACACAAACUUGGCAGUAGGUAUAGGAACGUUUUGUCACGUCACAAAACUCAACACUCAGCAAAACAGCAUUAGAGGUACUAUUAGUUUUUACAGACACAGUUCAAGCCAAACCCCUGUGUUUUGGAGGUUAAAGUAAUUAUUUAGAAGUUUUAUUCUCAUCUUUCCCUAUUGUUGUUUCCUCCCAACCAUUGUUAGCUGUUUAUUAAGCAAUGUCCAGAUUCUCCUGGCUAGCAUUUUUUUAAAUUCUAGCAAUGCUAGCGGAAGUGGGUUGGAUCAGUUAGCCACACAUUCAAAGGCACAGGGCAUAAAACCUAACUUAUGGUGAUUUUUAACAAAAUGUUCUUGCAAUAAAACAGAAUAAAUAUAACAUUUGUCGUUAUCUGGCAA
Messenger RNA from Salvelinus namaycush (lake trout), 1539 nucleotides. RefSeq names its product ketohexokinase (gene khk). Lineage: Eukaryota; Metazoa; Chordata; Actinopteri; Salmoniformes; Salmonidae. The record is from RefSeq and is a predicted model, not a curated record. Gene Ontology annotation, molecular function: ketohexokinase activity. The transcript has 9 exons. The coding region runs from base 42 to 1085 and encodes 347 amino acids. Gene Ontology annotation, biological process: fructose metabolic process.